UAAUCAGCAUUAAGACGGACGUUAAAUAUAUUACUGCUCAACAAAUAAUGGCAUAUAUAGAUGAUGGUCUUCGUACCAUCAAUAGUCUUAAGCCAGUCUCUUCUGGCCGUCGAGUAAAGCAGACUUUCUAGCGUCCAAAACAAUACAGUCAUAAUGAAGUGGUUUCUCUGUGCCGUUCUUGUCGUCCUCAUGAAAGUGUCGUACUCAGCUAAGAUUGUGUACAGAGAAAAUGAUGCUUAUGGUGGUUGCGUGAUGAAGGAUGUCGUCGAAAAAGUUGGUUGCUACAGAGACAAUGGGGCAGGAGGUAGUAAACCGAGACCUCUGACUGAAGAACUGGUCAACAUCCGGGAUCCUACUAACCCCGUAUACGUAAAAGAUCUUCAUCUAGACUGGAAUAAUUGGCAAGGAAGUCUCGACGGGCUUGUUUGUGAAUGCGCAAAGAGGGCAGCAGCAAAGGGCUACAAAUUCAUUGGACUGCAAUUCUACGGAGAGUGCUGGAGCGGCCCUAACUCAGAGGAUUAUGCUCAAGAUGGAGAAGCAAGUACAUGCAUCCGGCAGUACUUCACGCCAUGUGAUGUGUACAACGAAGAACAUCCGUGCGCUGGCGAAGCAUUUACUAACUAUGUGUACAGUGUAAAGAACGUUUACUUGAAGAGAGUAAGCCCUUAAACCAAGUAAACACGUAAUCUAUACCGUAACAAGUCAGCAGUCUGAAGUGAUCGACACUCUUAUUCGGUAAUUCAUCAAUAGUCACGAGUCACUAAUGCAAAAGUCACAGCGUACGGGAGCUUUGCGGGUCGUGGUUGAACGACAAAUAGUUGAAGUAGAAGUCUAGAUAGAAGAUUUGCUAAAUCAUUACAAAAUAUGAUCAAUCAUUUUUGUAAGAAAUUACACAAAUUUUUACACACAAUUUAGUAAGUUCAAUAGACCUCAGUAGACCGUAGACCUGCCAAACUUUGCACUUUGUACAAUUUUGUUAGUUAACUUUUCACGGAUAUAUGGUCUACUCUAAUCAAUAUUUGACAAAUUCAUCCAUUCGCAUCCAUUACGUUAUAUUUUCUUCAUACUAAGUACAGUAAAAACCCGCAUAUAAGAACCUAAAAUUUAAGAACCUGUUAGGCUAAAAUCUCAUUUUUAAGCACCCUUCACAUAAGAACCAUUUUAGGCUAAAAUCCUAAAACAGGUUCUUAUUUUAAAAAAAGAAGAAAGAAAUAGAAUCAAUCUUUUCAAAAAUAUCUUUAUAACACAGUCUGUACACAAUAAUGCUAUAAACACUAUAACUGUACAUGGUUACUGUAAAGAACAUGUCCUCAUUGAAUAAAAAAAUCCAACUUAAAAUGAAACUUUAUUUUAUUUCUUGAACAAAAGUUAAGAACCUAAUUAAGAACCUAGUUAGCCUAAUUUAACACUAAAUACCAUCUAUAUAAGAACCUGUUUAGGCUAACUUGAAAAAUCCUAGGUUCUUAUACGCGGGUUUUUACUGUAUUUAGGUCUUCAGGUCCUUUAGCUUUCGUGCACGUUGCUACAGACGGCCUCGCGGGACGUAACCAGGAACUAUCUGCAAAAGAUGCAGCGCGCUUACGUGAGUAUGUCAUUUCCUUUAGCAUUAAAACCUAAUCUUCUAUAGUAAAAAAAAGUUUAUUGAAGAUGAAAAGCGUUUAUAGCACUCUCGUUUUCUUUUCAAUCAUGAUUAGGGCACUGAUGAUUACCACAUCAAUGAUAUAUUAGGAGAAUAUUAUCGAAAUAUUAAUGGUCUGAAUGGACCAGAAUGAGCCAUUAGCGGGGAGACUGAUCACUCUCGUAAAGGCUAUUCUAGGAUUAGUUUCUUUCCUUUUUUCUUUUUUGGAUGAGCAAACAAAACAUGUUUUUCAAAGAUUGAAUAGGGAACUCAGUAUAUUUUGUAAUGGAGCCAGUUUUCACAUAUCAAAGUCUUUAAUUCAUUUCCGCGCAGGACAAACUUAACCUAUUCCUAAAUGUGAGCAUGACUAUUUACUACAAUUAUCAUUGAAGUGCUACCCGCAAAGUUAGAUGUCUUGUUCGCCGACAAGCAUUUCAACGACCGUCAAUCAAAGAACUGCAAUAAAAAACUAUAUCUGGAGGUAGAUUAGUUUUUAAUUGUUUCAAAUAUUUAAUAGCUCUGUUGCAGCACGACGAACCCGCUUGCUUUUUUGUUUUCGCUGACUU
Messenger RNA from Actinia tenebrosa (Australian red waratah sea anemone), 2184 nucleotides. RefSeq lists its product as uncharacterized. The record is from RefSeq and is a predicted model, not a curated record. NCBI's taxonomy places the organism in Eukaryota, Metazoa, Cnidaria, Anthozoa, Actiniaria, Actiniidae.